Messenger RNA from Oxyura jamaicensis (ruddy duck), 827 nucleotides. RefSeq names its product chromodomain-helicase-DNA-binding protein 3-like. The transcript is spliced from 5 exons. Lineage: Eukaryota; Metazoa; Chordata; Aves; Anseriformes; Anatidae. The annotation marks the transcript as partial. The record is from RefSeq and is a predicted model, not a curated record.
CUCUGAAGCCUACUGAUGGCCGGGAGACGCUCGCUGCUUGCCGGGGGGGGGGUGGGGGGGGGUGGGGGGGGGCCGGGGGGGGGGGGGGUCCCCGCGCCCCGCCCCCCCCCCCCCCUUCCCCCCGGCCCCGCAGAGCUGCACACGCUGUGGCAGAACGAGGAGCGCGCCGCCGUCUCCUCGGGGAAGCUCAACGAGAUCUGGCACCGGCGCCACGACUACUGGCUGCUGGCCGGCAUCGUCCUCCACGGCUACGCGCGCUGGACGGACAUCCAGAACGACGGCGCCUUCGGGGUGAUCAACGAGCCCUUCAAGGGCGAAGCCUCGAAGGGAAACUUCCUGGAGAUGAAGAACAAGUUCCUCGCACGCCGCUUCAAGCUCCUGGAGCAGGCGCUGGUGAUCGAGGAGCAGCUGCGCCGCGCCGCCUACCUGAACAUGACGCAGGACCCCAGCCACCCCGCCAUGGCCCUCAACACCCGCUUCGCCGAGGUCGAGUGCCUGGCCGAGAGCCACCAGCACUUGUCCAAGGAGUCGCUGGCGGGCAACAAGCCCGCGAACGCCGUCCUGCACAAGGUGCUGAACCAGCUGGAGGAGCUGCUGAGCGACAUGAAGGCGGACGUCACCCGCCUCCCCGCCACCCUCUCCCGCAUCCCCCCCAUCGCCGCCCGCCUCCAGAUGUCGGAGCGCAGCAUCCUCAGCCGCCUCGCCAGCAAGGGCACCGAGAGCCACCCCCCGCCCGUAAGUCACCGCGCGACGUCCCCCCCCUCCCCGGGGAUGUCACCUCCCUCCCCACCCCCACCCCCAACACCCACCUCCGCGGGGACAUCGGG